AUGACCGGACUUCCUCCGCAGCCACUGGACGCCAGCCCCGAGCAACGCAUUCGCGCCGAAGAUGCAGAUAAACCGCAAACUGUGCCCAAAGGCGUAGUAAUCGGACCCGAUGGAAAACCAUGUCGAACUUGCACUUCAGGCGCCGCAUGGAAAAGCAUGAUGAAAUCCACCACAAGAGCCUCUUCAACAACCUCUCCCACCACCACCAACCCCCCAAACCCCUCCACCACCAACCCCCCAAACCCCUCCACCUCCUGCCCCCCCGACGUCGAAGAACUCGGCCGCUCAACCUGGACAUUCCUCCACACGCUCACGGCCAACUACCCUCCCCACCCAACUCCUACGCAACAGACCGAAACGCGACAAUUUCUCCACCUGUUCGGAAAAUUGUAUCCGUGCGGUGUCUGCGCCGAAGAUUUUCGAGCGUGGAUGAGCGAGAAUAAUGCGGCGAAUGCCCCGCGCGUGAGCAGUCGAGAGGAAUUUGGAAGGUGGAUGUGUGAGGCGCAUAAUGCGGUAAAUGGGAAAUUGGGGAAACAGAAAUUUGAUUGUGAGAGGUGGGAGGAGAGGUGGAGGACGGGGUGGAGGGAUGGGAGUUGUGAUUGAUUUUUUGGGGGGGUUGAUGAUUGGAUUGGAUUGGAUUGCAUUAGUUGAGGGGGAUUGGGGGGAGGGAUGGGAGAUAGACUAUACUGUACAUACAGAUGGAAAAUUUGGGUGAUGGAUGAUAAGAUAGGUACGAUACAGGGAAUGAGGGAUAUGAGCAUGAGCAUGAGUUGGCUGUUGUGGACAUACUGUACUGUAUUGUAAGAUAAGGAAUCCACUCCGGAAC
Sphaerulina musiva SO2202 is the source of this 826-nucleotide messenger RNA. Its product is annotated as Evr1_Alr-domain-containing protein. The coding region runs from base 1 to 603 and encodes 200 amino acids. Gene Ontology annotation, molecular function: flavin adenine dinucleotide binding; flavin-dependent sulfhydryl oxidase activity. NCBI's taxonomy places the organism in Eukaryota, Fungi, Ascomycota, Dothideomycetes, Mycosphaerellales, Mycosphaerellaceae. The record is from RefSeq and is a predicted model, not a curated record. The transcript has 2 exons. Gene Ontology annotation, cellular component: mitochondrion.